Molecule: messenger RNA, 2966 nt
Organism: Catharus ustulatus (Swainson's thrush)
Lineage: Eukaryota; Metazoa; Chordata; Aves; Passeriformes; Turdidae
Product: transcription factor AP-2-epsilon-like
Exons: 7
Coding region: 1-1305 (434 amino acids)
Biological process (GO): anatomical structure development; regulation of transcription by RNA polymerase II; regulation of cell population proliferation
Cellular component (GO): nucleus
Molecular function (GO): DNA-binding transcription factor activity, RNA polymerase II-specific; RNA polymerase II transcription regulatory region sequence-specific DNA binding
Source: RefSeq, a predicted model, not a curated record
AUGCUUGUGCACAGCUACCCGGGCAUGGACCGCGCCGAGGGGCUGCCCGGGGCGCCGGCCGGGGCCCGCCUGCCGCAGCUGCCCUCGCUCAACCAGGCGCCCUACGGCUCGGCGCCGCCGCUCUGCCACACGCCCGCCGCCGACUUCCAGCCGCCCUACUUCCCCCCGCCGUACCCGCAGCCGCCGUUGCCCUACCCGCAGGGGCAGGAGCCCGCUUACCCUCACCUGGCGGACCCGUACGCGGCGCUCAGCCCUCUGCACCAGCACCAGCAGCCGGCCUGGCCCCCGCAGCGCGGCCGGCAGGACGAGCCGGGGCUACUCUCGCAGACCCACCGCGCCCUGGGGCUCGACCCCCGCCGCGAUUACCCAGCCGUGCCCCGUCUGCUCCACGGCCUGCCCGACGGUGGCCACGGCCUCGCCGACGGCCCCCUGGGCCUCCACGGCCUCGGCCACCACGGCCUCGAGGACAUCCAGGCCGUGGACGACGGUGGGAUGAACCUGCUCGAUCAGUCCGUGAUCAAGAAAGUGCCCAUCCCCUCGAAGGCCAACGGCACCACCAUCUCCACGCUGUCCAUGAACAAGGACAGCCUGAUCGGAGGGGUCACCAAUCCCAACGAGGUUUUCUGCUCCGUGCCCGGCCGCCUGUCCCUCCUCAGCUCCACCUCCAAGUACAAGGUGACGGUCGGGGAGGUGCAGAGGAGGCUCUCGCCCCCCGAGUGUCUCAACGCCUCUCUCCUCGGCGGGGUCCUCCGCAGAGCCAAAUCAAAAAAUGGGGGUCGGUGUUUAAGAGAAAGGUUAGAGAAAAUUGGACUAAAUCUACCUGCAGGAAGGCGCAAAGCUGCCAACGUCACCCUGCUCACAUCCCUCGUGGAAGGUGAAGCCAUUCACCUGGCUCGGGAUUUUGGGUAUGUCUGUGAGACAGAGUUCCCAGCCAAGGCAGCAGCAGAGUACCUGUGCCGGCAGCACUCCGACCCCACGGAGCUCCACACCAGGAAAAACAUGCUGCUGGCUACCAAGCAAAUUUGCAAGGAGUUUGCAGACCUGAUAGCCCAGGAUCGCUCUCCGCUGGGGAACAGCCGCCCCUCGCUCAUCCUGGAGCCCGGAGUGCAGAGCUGCUUGACUCAUUUCAGCCUCAUCACCCACGGCUUCGGGGGCCCGGCCAUCUGCGCCGCCCUCACCGCCUUCCAGAACUACCUGGUGGAGUCCCUCAAGGGGCUGGAUAAAAUAUUCAUGAACAGCACAGGGAACGGGCACACGACCGGGGACACCAAAGCGUCAGACAAAGAGGUGAAGCAUCGGAAAUAACAGCGCUGCCUCCCCCGGUGGGAGCGUCCCCGGGCACCUGCCAUGGCUCUGGGGGAAACGUGACCCAGUGCACUGUUUGCACUGUUUUCUGAACUGCUGAGUGCGUGAGGAAACUCGUGAAGCAAGCAAAGAAAAUGCAGGAAAAAAGAAGACUUAAAGAAUUUAAGAAGCAAACAGUGCUAAUGAACGUAGUGAGAUUGAGAAAAGCCAGGCUGAUGGCUUUGGGGUUUUGCCUUUUGCCUUUUUUUUUCUUUUUUUUUUUUUUUUGUAACGUGGAUGCAGGAAGCCAAGUCAUGUGCAAUUUGAUUUUAUUUUGCUUUUUAAAAAACCCAUAGUGAAAUCCUGAUGUGGUCCAGGAAUUUGUUCCAGCUGAAAAACUGAGAGGAAAAAGCAAAAGCCUCAUCAGUGCAAGACCCAGAGCAGGAGCAGCAGAGGGCAGGGGACAGAGCCCUGGCUCUACCUGGAUUUAUCCACUGGUGUUGAGGCAAACACAGGAAACCUUUCUCAUUUCCCCACCCACAGCCCAGCCCUGAUGCCAGGCCAAGGAAAAUUUGCUGGCAGAACUGCUGUGGAUUUAAAGCAGGUCCAGGCCUUGUUUACAGCUUCAAACUGAGACUCACUGUGGAUUUUCCUGUGGGCUGGGGAGCCCCAAGCCACGGCACGAGGGAGGAACAACCACACAGCCAACAGGUCCCAGGGCAGAACUGGGGGGAGCCCCCUUGACUGCUGCCCUUCCAGCUGGGGAUAAGGCAGGUGAAGUUAAACCCAGGACUAAAUAAAACUCCACAACCUACAGAUAACAGCACACAAGUUUCUAAAAUUAGUAAUAAUAAUAAAUAAAGCACAAGGAGCAGAACUUGAACCAGGCCAAACUGAACUGUUCUAAAUCUGUAUAUAUUUAUUUAUGUGUAAUUAAAAUCUGAAAGUUUUAAAAUGUCCAGUGCAAGUUAUUUAUAUCAAAUUGAGUUGGAUUUUUUUGUUUUGCCUUUUUUUGUUUGUUUGUUUGUUUUGGGUUGGGUUUUUUUUUCUUUUGAAAGAUGAAAAUCUUUGGAUUUUCUGCCAUUAGAAAUGGGAAUGAAGUUUUGGAUCCACCAAACUGUAGCAUGGACACAUUAGGCUGUGAUGAUGAUGACUCUAGAAGUUCUGCAGGAUUUUGUACUUGCUGUUGUUUCUCUUAAUGCUGCAAUAGAUGUACAACAACCACACUACAAUGUCAUUCUCAUUCUCUUAAUAAACCUCUUUUUAUUUGAAGAAAGCACCUCCAUCGUCUUUGUGAGUAGGAUCCUUUGCCUCUGUGGUUGUGUCUUAAAAGGGAUUAUAUAGUUUAUUAUAUGGAAAUGAUAUAAAAUUGCAUAGAUUUAAGAGAGAAUUCUCCAGUUUCAUGGCUGGGGGAUGAGUGCUGCCACAAGCAGAGCUCAGGGGGUGACAGGAGCUGCUGUUCCUGCCUGGUGUCCCCAGCCCUUGUGCCGAGCCAGCUGGCGCCAGUGGAGAUGAAUGAGUUUGCUGAUGUUUCAGAACUACUCAGGGUAGUCAAAUCUAAACCUGUCUGUGAGGAGCUGCAGAAGGACCUCCUGGUAUCAGUGAUGAAACAGAAGAUAAAACAGCCCCACUGAUCUCCAGGCAAUGAAGCUCCAAAUGAGUUGCAUUCGUGGCAUCACCAC